Cinara cedri is the source of this 11886-nucleotide messenger RNA. The record is from the annotation of a GenBank genome assembly. NCBI's taxonomy places the organism in Eukaryota, Metazoa, Arthropoda, Insecta, Hemiptera, Aphididae.
UAUGACGCAGUAAUCUUUUUUUAUUUAUCUAAAUCGUUUUUGUUUCAGUUAUAAUAAUAUUGUACCUACUUGUUUUUAAAGUAUGUGCAAUUUGUGUUUACGAAUAUAACAAAAUUAAUUUUUUAUUAAUAUGCAUUAAUUUUUAAUUUAUUUUAAAUCGUAAAAGAUUAAAUUGCACGUUUUAAGUUAUACAAAUUAUAAACAAUACAAUAUAAAACAAUAAAAAUAAUAAUUGUAAUAAUAUUAUAAAAACAAUAACUUUAUAAAACAACAAUAAUAUGUUUUUUUAGAAGUUAAUUUAACAAUAUACCUGUUUACAAUUAUUAAUCGUACAGUGAAUAAAUGUUUAUUCCUAUAUUUGGUGUUAACUUAUGAAUAUUUUCGUAACUGACAACCGAAAAUGAAUAAUAUUUGAGAAGAAAUAGCGUGGAGAAUUAAUAAGGUCAUUUGGAUAUUGGUGUUCAUAAAUCAAAGAAAAAAAAACCUGCAUGUAAGACAUAAAGCAUUGAAGGCAUUAUUUAUUUUUAUUUUUUUUUUUUUUUUUGGGAUAGCAUACGAAUACUUUUCAAGAAGGAGACAAGGUUUUAUAUUAUUAUUAUAUUAUUCCUGUGAAGUGUUCGGUAGAAUAUUAAUGACAAUAGUAACAGUUAGCUACAUUUUCAGUUACUAAUAUAACCUUUCAGUAGUCAUAUGUACAAGAUACAACGAUAGCUGAACAUUAUACUUCAACAAGUAUAAAUUACUUCAAUAGAUCCAAUAAUUGUUUUAAAACACAUUGAGUAAGUCAAAUUUUAAAAAAAAUAAAUACGUUUAAGUGGAUCUUAAGGCUAUUUGAUUACCAUUUAUUAAAAUACCUAUAAAGUACCUGUAGUUUACCUUUUAUAAUAUAAUUUGUUAAAUAAUUAAUAUGCUACUCGUAUAAGAAUAUCGUGUAACAUUUAUACUUUAUUAUUUAGCAAUAUGUGCCUAUAAUAUAAUAUUUUUUAUGAAAAGAGGUGUAGUUAAAAGUUAUAUUUUUCAAUAGGUAAUAUUUGAAAUUCAAUUAUUUUUACCGAAUAAAUUACAAACACUAUUUGCACAAAUCACGAACAUCAAAAUAAUAUAAUUUUGCUCACGACUUCGUAUCAAAUUAUAUUUGUGUACAUCAAAAUGUAUUGUCUAAACAAAAAUAUUCUUUGGAAUAUCGAUUAUUUUUGGUUCACCACUUUAAAAAACGGUAAAACGUAACCAUUUUAUGUGUAUUAUUCAAUCGAAUUGAACGUUAAAUAGAUAUCUACACGUUUUAUAAAUAUUUGUUAUGUUUAAUACAGAAAUGCACCUUGGUAUGUGUAAUUAUAUAGCAAUGUUUGAUGUGAGGUAGCGUAAUGCUUUAUCGUAGGUAGGUACCUACCGAAUAUAAAAAUGUGAUAAACAUUACUUAUUAGGCAUUUGUUUUAUUUUUUGAUAGAGUCAUGCUGAUUAUUUAUUUUAAAUACAUAUUUUAUUAUAAGCUGCAGUUUGUACAUUAUCUCCAUAAAACUAAAUUAUGUUGAUUACAUGUAGAGAUAUUUUACAAACGUAAUAGUUCACUAUUAUUUAACACGUUGUUAUGGACAGGAAAACAAAUUAAUUAUUAGAAAUCACUCGUAGGUUGACGACGGAGUAAUAUGAUUCUAUAUGAUUUAUGCUUAAGGCCAAAGAACGAUAAUAGGUAGGUAGUGUUGUUAGCUGCCGUUCAUAAAAUCACGAAAAACAACAUGAAUCGAAUAGGUAGGUACCCACUUUUUUUUUUUUUAUAAUAGCUGUCGUACAUUUGUACACCGUGAUUGAUAUAAUAAUAUGUAUCUUUCCUCGAUCAUGUUCCUCAAUUCUAUUAUCAUUUGAACAAAUUGUGUAGAACGUAAUAAUUAUAGCCUUUUUAUUCCCGACUAUGAUUUUCGGCAAUUUAUUUACGUUAAAUGUAUGUAUCUAUAAAUUUUUCAAUGACUUUUGUGUGCUUGAAAUUCGUCAGAAUUAAAUCUGUAUUUAAUUACAAAAAUCGAUGUGUUUUAUAAAAACUGUAAUUACCUAUUAUAUUAAAACUUCAAUAAUAUUGGUAAAUUAUAAUUUAAAUAAAUAUAAAAUAUAUUUUCAGGUUCAUAAAAUAUAUUAUUAUACCUACAUAUACAUAAUAUUCGAUACAUUUAAAAAACUAAAAUGUUACAGUAUUAUAGAACCUUUAUUUAUUUAAGUUAUUUAUUUAAAAUUACCUAUACCUACAAACUAACGAGUUAUAAUUUGUUUAAAGAUAUUUUAUAACAAUAUCACUAUAAAAUAAGAUGUAAAAGUAUACCUAUAUCUAAAACAGUGUAUCUACAUACAAAUAUUUGAGUUCACUAAAUUAAUCAUUUUUCAAGAACUAAUAUUUUGAUAAGUAAUGUUUCAAUAAGUGCAUAUUAAUGGAAGUAAACAUACUAUUCAAGUAUAUAAAUUAGGUAGGUAUUUAAACCAAUACAACUUAUUUACUUAUAUUAAUUACAUAUUAUGCAAUAUGACUUUUAUAAUAUUAAAAAAAAAAAACGAAAACCGGGAGAUAAAACAAAUUAUCUUUUUCUUUAAUAUCGAAUUUCUAUUAUGUAAAUCAAAACUAAAUGGUGUAUUGUCUUUAUUCGUUUAAGAGAAAAUAUACAUUUUAAUUACGAUACCACAUUAAUAUUCAUGACCAAAAUAAUAAUAUUUAAUAAUUAGAUAGAUAUGAAAAAAAAUACAUUUCAAACCAAUUUCAUUUUUAUAUUUUGUAAAAAUUAAAAACUAAAAUUCACAAUGCAUUAAAGAACGAAAUAAAUAAAAAUAACUGAAAAUCGUAAAACUAAAUGAAAAUAUAAAAGAAAUCCAAGUACGAUAUAAUCAAUAAUAAUAUCAAAAUUUAAUAAAUAAAAAAAGAACAAUGUGGAAUCUUGGGAUUAAUAAAUUUAAAAUUUAAUAUCGGCAAUUAAUUACCGCAGUACAUUGCAUUUGAAGACUAAUGAAAAAGAGACAGUUACUUGAAGUGAAAAUUAAAAAUAAAAAUCCUUUUUGUGUUAUUUUCGUUUAAACCUCAUUAAAUCGUCAUUGGUGGAAAUACAUUUCCGAAAGAGUGAGCAAAAGUAAAAAAAAAACAUCUAGGGUGGCAGUAUAUUAUUAGCUUUCCUCGUUCACUACAUGAUGGAUAGCGUUAGUAGUGGACGAGACUCGAGAUAACAAACACAUAGGUAUUUUUAUAGUUGUCUAAAAUCUCAUGUUUUAUUUAUACCGAAUUUUAUUUUAUUAAAUAUUACAAUAUUGCCAUUAUAUUUAUAUUUAUAUAUUUAUUUUAGAAAAACAAAUAAACAUACCACCACAAAAUGAGUGUAACAACGAAAACUGAAAAUACUCGUAGUUUUACUAUCGCCCCGAUUAUUCCGACGGAUAAAGAUGUCGUGAUUAAGUUUUUGUUAAAAUUCUUUUUCCGGGACGAACCUUUAAAUAUAUCAAUGGAACUGAUGAAAGAAAAAGACCACCUACUUGGACACAUCGAAUGUCACUAUACCAAGUUAAUGGAUAAUGGUGAGUUAUAAAAAUAGUUUUGAACAAUAUUAUUAUAAUAAAACGCGUAAAUCGUAUUAUAAUAUUUUAAUUAAAAUAUUAUGUUUCACUGUAAAUAAAUUUGUACAUGCGUUUCCAAAUAAUAACACACAACUCAUAAUAUUAUUUAAUUUACAUGAAAAUAUCCAUGAAUAAUUUAUGCAUUUUACGGCACGUGGCACGGUUCAAAGCCAGUUAUUAUAUUUAUUUAUUAGGUAUAUACGCACACACAUAUAAUUGGAAUUAAUAUUUUAUAAUAAAAUAAUAAAGAAAAACAAAAUUAUUAAAAUGGUUAAUACUCAUAAAUAAAUAAAGUAAAUAAAUAUAUAAAUAAAAAAUGUAUACACAAAAAUAAAAUAAAAAAAUGAAACAAUACGUCGCCUGGAGUAUUAGACAAGUGUAUUAUACGACCGGUUUCGAAUUAAAAAUUCAUCAGGUAUAUCACAGUCAAAAUGUAAAACGCGACUGAAUAUAAAAAAUUAAAUGAAGGAAUACGUAGAAAAAAAAUUUACAAAUUGGUCGUUUUACAUAAAGUAUAGAAAUAAUUUAUUUUAAUAGGAGAGAUUAUUUAAAAUGUAGUAUUAUUAUAUCAUUACACUAUAUAUAUAUUAUUAUCUAAUUAUAUAAUUAUAUGUUAAAAAAUAUAAAUUAUUUGAUUAUUUAUUAUCUAAAAUGUAGUGAUAUAAGAUAUUAUUUUUAAAAUCGGUUUGAACAUUUAAAAUAUUGUUAAAAUUAUUUUUCUUUAUUUCAUUGUGUAUGUGUAAUUCUUCUAAAACUGAAUUAAUGUAAAUGUUAUUUUUGGUGUUUAAUAUUUCUUAGUCUAUAUUAAUAUCAAAAAUUAUACUAUUUUUAUUUUCUAAAACGUGUUUAACGAAAUUUGAACUAGGGGCAGUUUUUUUAAUUUUAUUUCCGAAAUGUGUUCUUAAUAAUCGUUUCUUAUCAUAAUUAUCAACACGAGCUCAAUAUUAUCUAUAAUAUUGCCCAUAGAAAUAAUUUCAAUUUAAAUACUAUUCAAAAAAUUCAUAAAUGUAUUAAAGAAAAAAUAACACACAAUUCAUCAAAUAAUGUUGUUAACUGUUGCAGUAUAAAAUAUCAAAAUAAUAUGUCUAACGAAUUCGUUCAAAUUCAGAACAAUAAUACAAAUAAUGUAAACAUCGCUUUUAAGACUAAUAAUAAUUUAAUUAAACAUAUAAACAAUAGAACACAACAUUUCACGAAAAAUCCCCCUUCUUUUGAAAAUGCUGGUAUAUAUAAACUUAAAUAUAACUGUUAGAAAUUUUAUAUAGGUAAGAUAAAUAGAAAUUUAAAAAUAAGAUUUAAACAACACAUUUCUGAAAUAAAAUUAAAAAAGAUUGCCCCUAAUACAAAAUUCGCUAAACAUGUCUUAGAAAAUAACCAUAAUAUAAGUUUUGAUAUUCAUACAGACUUAGAAUGGAAUAAAGGAAAAUAAUUUUAAUAAUAUUUUAAAUGUUCAAUAAGCAACCAUUAUAUGAAUUAAGUAAACAUAUGUUAGAGAAUAUAUUACAUAAGAAAAAUUACAUUUUAAAUAUUUGUCUACACAUUAUGUAUCAACACUUAUGAAUAAUGUUAAAAAAAAAAACAAGUUUAGCCGUUACAGUUAAAGUUAAUUGCGAGUUCUAAGUCUUUAAAAAUGGAAAUUAAAAUGUAUUAGGUGUCCACACACAUUUCACCCAAAUGAUAUGUACAAACUCGCCAUAACGAUAAAGUAUUUUGUGUUAUUCGCCCAAAAUAUGAAAAACCACUUUAUUUUUUAAUCCGUGUAAAAUGUAAAAUACAUUGCUGAUACACAUUAACGGCUCCACAUCAGUAAGUACAACGACCAAAGUUUAAAUUACCUACACAAUAACAUGUACGAUGUAUCUAACUAAUUAUUGUUGUUUUAUUUAAAAUUAUACGUCACCUAAUUUAAUUAUAAUUAGGCCUCAGAGAACCUAUAAUAUUAUACCGUACUGUAUGCAUAAUACAUUAAAUGUUAAAAGUUUUACCAGUAAAAAAGCCGACUUACAGAUGGCAACCUAAAAAGCUUUUUCUACGUACUUGUAUACAUAUCUAAUAAAAUUCAUAAAUAAAACAUGUAAAUUUAAUAUUCUACAGUUUAUAUCACUAAAGGUGCUUGCAUAUUUGCUAUACAGUCGUAUACAAUUUGUAAUGUGUGUGCGCGCGCGCCCGCUCUCGCGUAUGUGUGUGUAUGCGUUUUACUAUUUUUCCAAUUUGAGAGGGGGACGGUUUAAUUAAAAAUAAGUAAUUCUUUUUACGUCUAAGUAAACGAUUUGCAGUAAAACGUUAAACAAAUUCAAGCCAAGUAUUUUUUUUUUCUUGUAGCACUGAAAUAGCCACCAAAUGAAUAGUUUUUAGUGAACAUAAUAUAAUAUUAACAUGUCCUUUGAUUAAAUAUUUAAGUAUCAUUUAUACCGGUAGAAGUUGACAUUUUAUCCCGACCAACGAUUAUCCCUGCGAGUAAAUUUAAGUAAAUUCAAUCCUGAGUUUUUCAAUAGGUAUACCUAUAUUAUAUUAUAUUUACUCGUAUUCAAAAUAUAUUCAUAAAACUCUUCUUUUUUCUUAUUUAGUAUACAUAUAAAAUAAAUAUUAAUUUAGCGGCCCUUUUGUAAACAAAACAACAGCGUAUACAUAAAUUUACGAAUAAAUAUAAAUACAUAUAGGUAGGGUUAUAAAUAAAAUAUAUCAGUAAUUUUCGGAAUACAUAAAAUAUAAUAUAAAUUAUGAUAUAAGUACAUCCCAAAUGUGAAAUAUGAAAUAAUUUAAAGGGGUACACACCUAAGCACUAUAAUAAAUCAAAUAUGCCUACAGGAUGCGUAUAGUUAAGUGUGAUUCCGUGUUAUUUUUUUUAUACAGUCAUAUUUUAAUGCGUGUUUUCUGUUUCGGUCAAAAAUAUGACAACUAAAAUGAAUAGGAAAUUAAAUUAAGCACUUCGAGCGGUGAUAUAAUCAAUUGUGAACAAGGUCGAGUUGAAACGAUAAUAGAGACGCACUGACUUGUCGCCAUGGCGACCCGGAAAUGAAAAAAAAAUAAUUCCUUAGUCCCGGAAAGUUCUAAGGGCGGUAGUUUCACGCUUCUGAUCACCGAAUUAUACUCUCGAGAUUCUAUUCCUUAAACCGUUUUCACAGACGCCACGACAAGUAUAACAUUAAGGUAAUAUUCAUCGAUUACGGUUUUUUUUCUUCUUAUUUUUUUUAUUUACAUAAAGCACGUAUUAAAUUUAAAAAUCGUUAUUUAUCAAAAAAAAAAAAAAUAAAACUGAAUUAUUUAUUUAUCUCUUAUUACAAGUGUAGGUUCCAGUAUAAAAUGUAUAUAUUAUUUUAAAUAAAACAGUUACUUGAAAUCUUUUAUUAUAUAUAUAACGCGAAAUAUAUUACGUUUACUUAUCAGUUUUUUUUUUUUUGAUAUCUAUGCGAUUGGGUGUGGCGAAGUACAAAAAAAAGACGCAUUCAUUAAUAUCAAUAAUAUAUACAUAAAUAAUUGCAUUUAUUAACAUUCGUAAAAUAUCUGUUGUAACUAAUAAGCGAAUUUAUUAAAUUAAUACGAAAUAUGAUCAUAGUAUUAAUAAUACUUAUGAUUAUUUUAAACCUUAAUUAGGAAUGUAUUUAUUUAUUUCUUGUGGGUAUAUUUUUCUGAAAUAUAAGUCAAAUUUAAUUAAAUAGUAUCAAUUUACUAUUAUAGUAACAUUAUAAAAACCAAAAAUUCGUUAUUACAUUAGUACUGCAUCUAUACUAUAAUAGUUUAAUCAAUCGUUGUUAAUAAUAAAUAAGUUUAAAAAAAUAUUAAAUUUUCAGACGUAAAUUAUUCAAAAAUCGUAGAAAAAUGAGUGAGGUCAACAAAUACGCUUUCAGCGUACUCCCAACCACUGCUGAAGAUAAACAAGAUGUCAUUGCGUUUUUAAGGAAAUUUUUCUUCCGCGAUGAGCCUCUUAUUUUGGGUAUAGAUAUGCUGGAAGAUAUCGAUUCAUUAGAAAAACUCGAAACCUACUGUUAUAAUUUUGUGGACAAUGGUGAGCUCAAAUUUAAAAUAUAAUACGCUGUAGACUUUCUAAACUAUUAUAAUAUAGCUUUUAUAAAUCAAUGAGCUUAUAUUAGUUUUGAAUUUUUAAUAACGAUUUAUGCAUUGUUUCACUUAUUUUCAAAAUAUUCCCACACUCACAAUCGUUUGAUUGUUUUAACCGAGCACCGAAUAAUCACAUAGUAACUAAAACCAAAAUUAAAUUAAAUUUUACUUAAAAUAUUUAUGUAGAUAUAUCUAAUCGUCAGCUAGUUUUAAUCCAACUCGUGUUAUUUUUUACACAUUUUUAUCAAUUGCUCAUAAAAUUGUUAACAUGUACAAUUAAAAUGUCUUAAAAAUGCUAAAUAAAAAAUGUAUAAGUUUUAUUUUUAAGAUGCUUGCGCGUGACCUUUUUUUUUUUGUUCAAAACAUGGUUUAUAGGGUGAAUCUGCUACCACAAAAAGACAUCCGAUUUGAUUUUUUUUUUUUUUUAUUAGAAAGAGGACAACAUCUUACAGAGCGCAUUUUACUUUUAAUUUGAUUAUGUUACCGAAAAGGCAAAAUAAAAAAGUUAAAAAAUAGCCAAAAAUGUAUGAUACUCCAACACUAAUAAAUUAUAGAUUUUAGAAAUGUAAUUAUAUAAUUCUUUAAUAUUCAUCAAAAUAACAAAAAUACAGACCACGCAUAGUUCUCUAAGUUAAAAAUUCAUCCUGGUUAAAUAUGUCUACGGUGGCUAUUUUAUGUGCUAUAUGAUACAUUAUUAUUUCUGCGAGUGAUAAUAAUAUAAUAGUAUAUUUUAGAUUUUGUGUGGAGUCAGGAAUGUAUUGGUUUUACAAUGAUGUUGAUUUUUUUCCCCUUUUAAAACAUGUAUAACCGAACUCCGCUCAGAAUUGUUUUUCGUUAGCAAAGGAUAAUCGUUGUGUACAGAUAUAAAUUAAAUUUCCCUCCACCUUCCCAACUUCUUAUUUACAACAGUAGCCUACCUAUUGUGUGAAGUAUGUCUGUAUAGUUAUUAGUUAUUAAUUAAAACAAGUAGUUUACCAAAUAUAGAUCUUAAAAUUGAAAACGUUUUUACUACAAAACAAAAUAAACGAUACAUUUCGAUUGAAAAUGUUUAAUUAUACAUAUGGAAUUCACGGAAAGUUCCAAGUACAUCAAAAUGAAAGGGAAAAUGGAUUGUUAAAAGUCACCCAAACAAACUACAUUAUUUUAAAAUCACUCGCCCAAACGCAUUGUGAAAAAUUGCAUUGUGUUGUGCAAUUUUUCACAAACCAUCCGUUAAUAAUUUAUUAUACAAGUAGGUAUACCUACUUAACUUAAUUAAAUUUGUAUUUAUUUAUGAUUUGUAUCUACUAGACAUCCAUUAAUCGCGUCUACCUCCUCCUUCUAUAUUUCAAGAUCAAGUAUCCCUAAUCUCUUUCGGGUAUAAAAAGUAUAUUAUAACCUCCUGGUACUGAUAAGGAAUCAAACAAAAAAAAGAUUGAUAUAGGUAAAGUUAUUCUCAAGAUUUUUGAUUAUACAAAUACGUGGUAAGAUCGAGAAUGGAAGUUAAAACAUUCUAUAUUCCAUGGGCUUAUCCUCGACAAUAAUACUAUUAAAUUUGUAGGCGUAUCUAUUAUUUAAUGUCCUGUGAACAUAUAAAAUGUGAGCAUAACAAUGGUUGAGGAGGGGCUUGAAAGUUGAAACUCUCAAAAGUCACAUACUUGAUCCUUACACCAUACAUAUAUUUAGGGAAGGAGCAAGUAAGGGUAUUUAAAGCUUAAAACACCCUCCCCCUGCAAAAUAAUGGUGAAAUUCAUAUUGAAAUCGAAACAACAUUAAUACACCUAGAAAAAAAAAAAACUCUUAUUUCCGAAUUUAAGCACAUUUGGUCUAGAGGAAAACGCUAACAAAAGUAGUAAGAAAAAGAAAUAUAAGUAUAAUAUUAUAUUAUAACAGACACAAUACAUUAAUGCAAUCAAUAGUCUUUCUUUUCAAAGAACAUAUUUUGACAAAUUUCCUAACAAAAAUAAUGCAUUCGAAUAAAUAUCGUCAAACAAACUGUUAAAAACAAAAAAUUAAUUUGAAUGUCAUUUAUUGCGUAUUUGAUAAGUUUAUGUAAAAUAAUUGUAUAUUUCGUACAAAUAUAAAAGUAAUACAGUUGUUAUUCAGUAAUAAUAAAUCAUUAACAAAGUGAAUUUUAUUUCGACGUUUAAUUGUGCACUUUUCAAACAUCAAAAUUCGAAUUCACGGAAAAAUAUGUACAACUAAAUGCUUAAUAAAUCCUAUUUUAAAAUUUAGGACUGGCAUUCAAAGCAGUAUCUCCAAAUGGAGACAUAGUGGGUAUCGUUUUAAAUAGUCUAACUGUCAGAAACGAUAACAAUGAAGAAAAAAUCGAAGACGAAAACGGUCCCGAUGAUAACACCAAAUUUAAGACAAUCGGCACAUUUUUAGAUAAAGUCGAACGAGAAGCAGACGUGUUUACAAAAUAUCCCAACGUAGAUCGUUUAAUAGAUAUAAAAAUAAUUUCAGUGGAUGAAUCAUGCAGAGGGCAAGGCAUAUGCAAAGCUCUCAUUGAUAAAACCAAGUAAGCCAAUAAGUAUACCUUUACAUACACAAUAGAUAUAAUUAUUACGAGUACUUUAUUUAGUGCGAGUUAAUUAGUACGAGUAUAUUAUAUUAUAAUUGUCUACAAUUUCUAUUUUACAAAAACUAUAGGCUGUAUCUGAAUUCCGAGGAGAAAAUGCACGGGCGUUCUGUUUAUUAAAAUAUAAUAUCUGUUUAGACUCAUGAUUUGCUUGUGAUAUUCUAUCCAUCGAAUUAUAAAUGUAACUAAAAUGCCGUAGGUAACUAACCUAUAUCGUAAAGUCUUUACGUAAAAUGUGAUAUUGAAUUCGUGAAGCAAAGUAUAAUUUAAUUUACCUAAAAUCUGUAGGUGCAAUAUUUAUACACGUACGAUUAGUAUUAUUGUAUUAAUCUGAUAGUUUAUCAAUAAACAAUAUAUUAUUAAUAACAUGUAUAUUAUUUAUGUUUUACCGCAUAAUAUUAAUGAAAAAUUGUAAUUCGGAACUAAAUGCCGUUUCAUUUUCAGGGAGUUAGCUUUGGAAAACGAAUGCAACAUGGUUUAUGUGGAGUGCAGCAGUUAUUAUUCGGCCAAAGCUGCAGAGAGACUUGGUUUUGAGUGCAUAUAUACUUUAUAUUUUCGAGAUUAUGUCGACGAAAAUGGUGAAAUUAUAUUUAAAACUCCUCCUCCUCACGAUUCUUCUAAAGUCUAUGUAUUGAAUUUGUAAAACUAUAACAUAUUGAAUUGCAUAAUCCAUAAAAAGUAUAAUUACUAAUAACCGCCAAUCGCCAAAAAAAAAAAAAAAAUAUAUUUAUAUAAAAUAUACAUGGUGUCCCACAAUGGGUAUCCAUUACAAUAUUUCCUGAGAUAAUAAAGAUAGUCAAAUUAUGGAUUUUUUUAUUUAUAUAUUGAUCGCAGGGAUGAGGACUACAAAUAUUUAUAUUUCAAUUAAAUUUUUAUGUUUUGGUAAAAAACUAAUAAUAAACUCUACACAAUUUUGAUUUCCAAAAUUUUUCAAAAAUAAUAAAAUAAAGUUAUUUUUUUAGUUUUUUUACCCAAACAUAAAAAUUUAAUUGAAGUAUAAAUAUGUGUAAUUUUCAUCCUUGCGAGUAAUAUAAAAACAAAAUUUGAUAAUUUUUAUUAUCUCCAGAGAUAUUACAAUGGAUACAUCUUCAUGGGACACUCUGUAUACAUUAUAAGUUACUUACCUGUGUAAUAUAUAAAUAUAUACAAAUGCUGUUAUAUCCACUUAUUUAAAUAUUAUAAUAUAAGCAUAAUAUUAUACAUAUAUCUCUAAAAUAAAAAUAAGAAUACAACUAUAAUUCAUAAUAUUACUAUUAUUAUUAACUACCUAUUUAUUGUUAUUUUAAAGCUUAUUUACUAUAUAAAUUAUGCAUUUAAUCACAAGGAUUAAGCACUUAGGUCAAUUUUUUUUGUUUAUAUAAUUUUCUUAUUUCAACACUAUUCAACAAUUUUCUAUAAUUUUCGCAAUUUUUUUCUGAAAUUGAUCUAAGCUCUCCUUCCUUGGGACCAAAGAUAUAUCUAUUAUAUACCUGAUAUAUUAUUUUUAAGCUUGCUAUUGUAUUUAACAAAUAUUUAUAAAUGGAAACCAUAUUGCUUUAAAAUUAUACAAAUUUAAUUUAUUCAAUAUACCUGAGUAUUAACUGUACUGAUUUUCAAUUUUUAAUUAAUUGUAUUUUAGUUUCUUAAACAUUAGCAGUUUAGUUCAUACUUAUAUAUAUCAUAUAAGUAAUAUGUAUUAGAAUACA